CCUAGAGCUCGGGCAGGCGUUUGCUUCUGCUCUGGCAACAUCUGAACCAGCCUGGGAAACGAGCAGCUCCCAGUCUCGCUCCGCUACCGCUGCCAUGGUCACCAGCUGUCACCGAGCUCUCCGCGGCAGCUGGCCUGGUGGUAUUUAUCCUCUCAACUAUGUGUUUCCUCUGUAUUUCAAAUAUAAUUAAAAUUUAUCUGUUAUUUCUGUGCUACUAGUUCCCAUGGCAGAGAGAGGAAUCGUUCUGUUCCCCCACCGCUGUCUGUGUGUCUGGGAGAGGCAGCGAAGGUCGAUGCGGUGCACUGGGAUCUUGUCAGGAGCUGUGCAUGGUGUGGCAUCGGUGCAGGUGCCUGGUGGUGGGUAGGUGCCACUCUGGCAUUCUCGUGGUGUGCUCACGUCUGCCCGCUGCAGCCACCUUCCCCUGGCACUGCAGAGGGAAGAGAGGCCCAGCUGCAGCCUGGCAAAACCUCAGGACACGGAUUUGUGUUGUCCAAGGGAGGUGUGGGUGGGUGCUGCUGAUUGCCCAGCAAGGGGCAUGAGCUGCCUGGCUGCAGGGUGACCCCGAGUGUGCACAGGCAGGUCCCCCCCUACCCUGGCAGGGCUUGGUCUGCAGCCUGAAAAUGCAAUGUGGCAAGUUUCACAUAAACAAGAGGAAGAACUUUUCGGUGAGGGUGAGUGGGACAGGUUGCCCAGUGAGGCUUUAGAGUCUCUUUCUCUGAAUGUACUCAAAAGCCAUCUGAACAAAGCCAUGGGUACCCGGGGAACCCUCCUUCAGCAGAGAGGCUGGACUAGAUGACUUCUACUGGUCCCUUCCAACCUCUCCCACCCUGGGAUUCUGACUCUGUGACCUGUGGAGACGAGGCACAAACUCCCAGCAGCGCUGCCCACCCAGGGGCGACAGGUAAGGCGUGUGCUCCCCUGGGAGGGUCGGUGUGGUGCACACACGGGGGUGGAAGGGCACAAGGUCCGUGUGAGAGUGUCCCUGUGUCCGUGCGUGUCAGCUGGGCCCGUGUGCGUCUGUCCGUGCCCGUGAGUGUCUGCGUGUCCCUGUGUCUGUCUGUCCGUGCGUGGCGGUGCUGCGGCACCAUCUCGUGGCCAUCGGGACCGGUGGGGACAUGGGCGCUACGACAUUGACACUGGAAAGGGGUAAGGCGGAUGAAAACGUGCAGUAGUUUGUUUUUAAAUUUGCCAGGAAAAGUGCGAUGACACCCAGCAAGCAGAAGCUGAGCUUUUACAGGAGCGGGUGAAAAUGGAAGAAGUUUAAAUGCAAUCAGUGCAGUCACCCAUUGGGAAGCGAUGGAUAUCCUGUCAGUUUGUCUUUGCCCCAAAAUGAGCAUCCCACAGGAUGCCCUGCGCUAGCCAGGAGCUCUGGAUGUCACCACGAGAGGGUUUUUGGCUUGCACUGAGGUGCAGCACACAAAACUAGGGCCAGCGAGGUGUGGAGCUGUGGGACUGAGCACAGAGCCCGGGUGGUGGUGUAUCUGUUGAGCCACAGAUGUUUCACUGUUUGUAAGCAUCAAAAAAUGGCUUCAGAACUGCACUUUUAGCUACAUAAGGCAAAUCCUGAGUAAUGAAACAGCUGUCUGCUGUGUCAGUGUUUCUGAAACUGGUGAGUUACCCUGGUGGAGAUAUGGGAUCACAGAGACCAUUGCCUGCAAACAGGCUGGCCUGGAGAUCUUCAGCUUUCCCUGGCUGUGACGAGUCAAGUGGUGCCAGCAGAUAAUGCUGGGGAGUACGUGACCGCGUCCCUCCAAGGGGUUUCUGCCGUGGCCUCCUGCACUGGGGGCACAGCUCCUCUGCUGGCUCCCCGGCCGUCCCUUAUCUCCCCACACAGACGUGUCCUGACCUCACGUGAAACUGAGUCCCAUGCCUGGGAUGUGGAUAAAGAGCUGGCCAGGUGAUGAGACCCCCAUCCGCUGUCCUCACUCCUCAUAUGGCAUGGCUCCCCGGUGACCGAACGUGUUUGUAAGUGCUCAGACAUAGCUGUGAACUAAAAGUUGGAAACAUGGUCCCCGUGAGGUGCUCAGGCCAGUUAAAUCCCAAUUAAUGUGUUAGCUGAGUGUUUCCAAACGUUGCCAUGGAAGAAGUGGGCUCUACUAGUACGUGUGCGUCAGUGAUUUCGCUUCCUACCUGCAAGGACAAUGUACCAGCAUUUCCUUUUGCUUUUCCUCUUCUCCUUCAAUCCUCAUAAAUGUCAAGAUCAAAUCCCAGGUGAAGAUCCCUACGAAAUGCCCAAAGACUACCAGGAGGUCUACAGAGGGACAAAAAAUGAUGUCAAAGAGAUCCCAAAGAUUGCAAAGCCCUUUGUUUCUGAGAUGAUCUUUGUUCAAACCAGCGUCACUGCUAUAAGGAAAGGUGCUUUCAGGUACAUGCCCAACCUGAUCAAGAUUUUGUUCAUUGGGAACAAGAUCAAGACUGUUGAACCUGGAGCCUUUGAUAAUUUGGACAAGUUGAGGGAUUUGGACAUCUCUGGUGCUUCAUUAGAAGAACUAUCUGUGGGCACUUUCCAGAACCUCCCAAGUUUACAGAGGCUGGAGCUGAGAGACAGUCAGCUCAGAUCUAUCCCCAAAGGCCUGUUUGAUGGGCUGGAAAGUUUGGGAGAGCUCUCCCUGCACAUCAAUGCAAUCCCUUCUCUUCCAGAAGGCAUUUUUGAUUCUCUUGUCAAUCUAACUUUUUUGGACCUGUCUAGAAACAGGAUCACAACUCUUCCCGUGAAUGCCUUUAGCAAACUCACCCAGCUGCAAGUCCUCCGGCUGUAUGAGAAUGAGUUGCAGGACCUCCCAGAGGGACUGCUAAACAGUCAGCUGGAGCUGCUGGAGCUCAGCCUCCAGAGGAACAGGCUCAGGGCACUGCCCCCCAUGCUUCUGAGGACCCUGCCUCACCUGGAGAAACUCCUCUUGGACAACAACCUCAUCAGUGUUCUCCCACCUCAGGGCUUUUUUGGUUUAAACAAACUGAAGUUGCUGACUCUGGGCUCAAACCAUCUUAUGGAGCUCCCCUGCUGCCUUUUUGACACCGUGCCACACUUGCGGGAGCUGGAUCUGGGCAGGAACAGUUUGGCCACACUUCCAGAUGGCAUCUUUGUCAACCUGACAUCCCUUGGCAAACUCAUCUUGUCCCACAACCAGCUAUCAGCCUUGCCAAGAGGAGUCUUCUCUGGGCUCAACAAGCUCUUGGAUCUCCAGCUGGACACAAAUCAGCUCUCUGCUCUGGAUGAAGGGGUCUUUGCUUCUCUCCCAAGUCUGAAAACCCUCAACCUUCGAAAGAACCAGCUGGAGAGUGUUCCCCAAGGGCUCCUAGACCCCCUGAAGAAGCUCAGCUCAGUGUAUCUGAGUGGUAACCCAUGGAGAUGUGACUGCAACCUCUGCUACCUGCACCGCUGGAUCCUGGGCAACAGGGAAAAGGUCAAAUUGUCCACCCAAGUCUCCUGCAAAAGCCCACCCCACCUGGCAGGGCAAGCAGUAACACUGCUGAGGGACGAACAGCUGAUUUGCCCAGGUACUCUGCCACUCAACUCCACACCAUCACAAAGGACGUCAACAUUCCUGUCACGUGGAGCCGUGUCCACAGCAGCACCAACCGUGCUGUCAUUGGCAUCCUUUCCCAUCAGGACACUGCCAACCACUCUUUCACCUGUGGUCACUUCUGCUGUGUUGCCAGCCAUGCCAGUGGAGGCUGCCUUCACCACUCUGUCACCAACCAAGCCAUCUAAGGCCUUUGUCACCAUCCCACCACCAGCUGUGCUGCAGAAGAUCUUCAGUGCCAGCCCAUCAACAACCAAUGAUCCCAAGACCCCCAUCACCACACCAACAACCAGCGUGCCCGAGUCCUUCACCACCACAUCAUCACAGACUGUGCUGCCAGACACCUCUGUCACCAUGCCAUCAACAGCCACUGUGCCCAACUCCUUCAUCACCACAUCAUCACAGACCGUGCUACCAAAAGCCUUCAUCAGUACCUCAUCACCAACUGUGCUGCCAAAGGCCUCCACUGCCACGCCACCCUCAUCAGCUGAGAUGCCCAAGGCUUCCAUCACCACCCCAUCAUCGGCUGCUUCAAAUUCAGCCAUCGUAAGGCUACAGCCUCCUGGGGCCACCCACCACCACUCACCUGUGCCACCCCCUCUAGCUUCAGCCGCCACACUGGUGCCAACAAGCCCACUGGCAGCCACCACCAGACAAGAGCCUCCUGCUCUCACAGUGCCCAGGGAGAGGCCAGCCACCAUCCCACCCAUGCCCCCCCUUGUCUCAGCUUCCUCCAAGGCACUCUGGCCAUUCCCCAGGACUGCUGCUCUGGGCACAGUCCCGCCGGCCUCACAUUCACCAUCGCACCGUGCUCCUGCCCCAGGCAGGAAAUGGGGCUAUUCCACCACCUGUGACCUGUCCACAGCUGGUGCCCAGCCCACCCCCACUGCCCCCCAGCACGUUCCUGCCCCGGCAGGCACUGCCCUGCUCCCAACGCCUCCCAUCCCCGCACUGCCAGACAGCAUGAGCCCCUGUCCAGCCUCCCCAGCCCUGGCCCCCAGCACUCAUCGUGCCUGGGGCUCGUCCCUGUGGACUAGCCCAUGGCAAUGCCAGCUGUCCCUGGCCUUGGGGCUGGCCGUGCUGGCACUGCAGGCAGCCUGCACACUCCUGGGAGGGGUGAUCGCCCUUCUUCUUCACCAGGACACUCGCCACCACCCCGGGCCACCUGUGAGGCUGCUGAGCCUUCAGGCCCUGGCUUCUCCAGAGACCCCUGAGCCAGCCCCGGCACCACCUUGAGCUUUCCUGCCCCUGUACGACCUGGGCUGUGCCAGUUGUCCUCCUUUGGGGUCUGCAGCCGUGCUGGCCGCAGGGUGCGCUGUCCCUGGGAGGGGGUCCCGGCACCCAGCCUGAUCCCAGUGCAGGGGGUCCCAGCAGCCAGGCUGUUUUGGGACGACUCCUGGCCAUGCUGGGAGCCUGCAAGCCUUCGCGCGGUGUCCCUGCCUGCCGGCCCUUCUGCCAGGGGACACUAGAUGGCAUCCCGACACAGGCAGUGCCGCCAGCGCCGGACCGCGGCCGCCGA
Hirundo rustica (Barn swallow) is the source of this 5043-nucleotide messenger RNA. Its product is annotated as carboxypeptidase N subunit 2-like. The coding region runs from base 2142 to 4760 and encodes 872 amino acids. The transcript is spliced from 3 exons. The record is from RefSeq and is a predicted model, not a curated record. Gene Ontology annotation, molecular function: protein binding. NCBI's taxonomy places the organism in Eukaryota, Metazoa, Chordata, Aves, Passeriformes, Hirundinidae.